AUGAAGUUAUUGUGGUUAAGCUUAGUGUUGGGAUCAAUCAUAAGGCUUGUGCUUGGUGCCACUGUCGAAGGGUUCUUGGAAUUACCUGGAGAAUUGACGAAUUUAGAUUUGGUUCAUACAUCAAUUGAUCUCCAAGAGAUAACAACUGAUUUGGAUAGAAACCCAAUCAAGAGAAGUGCAUUCAUCAAUCACGAAGGUGUUUUCAAAUUUAAUCAAGUGCCAAAAGGCUCAUAUAUCUUAUCAUUGGCUCACAUUGAGUAUAAUUUAGUCCCUUUCAAAUCAAGAGUUGAUGUUGAUGAUGCUGGUGAAGUUUCUGUGCAUUUAGUUCAAGGUGCUCAAAAAUGGGAGGAAACUGGACUUGAAAUUCCACAUCCUAUUAGAGUCAUCCCGAAUACUAAAUUCCCAGAAAGACAAUAUAUCAAGAAAAGAGUUCCAGGUAUUUUAGAAAGUGGACCAAUUGCUACAGUGGUUAAUAAUCCAUUAUAUUUGGCUGGUAUUUUCUUUGUCAUUAUAGCAGUUGCUGCCCCAUAUCUACUAGAGAAAUUCGAUCCUGAAGCUGCAAAAAUAAUGAAGGAAACUAAGGCUCAAAGACAAAGUAGAUCUAGUGCAGCUGCUUUGAAAGCUGCAGAUAAUACACUAAACUUUGACAUUGGGGAAAAGAUUGGGAACAGCAGGGCUGCCAAAGUAGGAUCAGAUGAAUCCAGGAAGUGA
Messenger RNA from Hansenula anomala, 711 nucleotides. RefSeq names its product Sop4p (gene SOP4). Gene Ontology annotation, cellular component: EMC complex. Lineage: Eukaryota; Fungi; Ascomycota; Saccharomycetes; Phaffomycetales; Wickerhamomycetaceae. Bases 1 to 711 code for a protein of 236 amino acids. The record is from RefSeq and is a predicted model, not a curated record. The transcript has a single exon.